Molecule: messenger RNA, 2364 nt
Organism: Carcharodon carcharias (great white shark)
Lineage: Eukaryota; Metazoa; Chordata; Chondrichthyes; Lamniformes; Lamnidae
Gene: cdkal1
Product: CDK5 regulatory subunit associated protein 1-like 1
Exons: 16
Coding region: 181-2034 (617 amino acids)
Biological process (GO): tRNA methylthiolation
Cellular component (GO): endoplasmic reticulum
Molecular function (GO): 4 iron, 4 sulfur cluster binding; tRNA (N(6)-L-threonylcarbamoyladenosine(37)-C(2))-methylthiotransferase activity
Source: RefSeq, a predicted model, not a curated record
UUCGGCGAGUGAUGGCGCAGCGCUGUCAGAGUUCGAGACAGGGAGAGUGAAGCGCGAGCUGCAAGCGGGAUCCAGGGCACGAGCGGAGAGCUUAGGCCGUCCGUUACUUUGCAAACCUUGGGCCGCACUGCAGGAGUAAUUGACCACCUUCUAAUAUUGAUCAUCAAACAGGCACGGAUUAUGCCAGCUGCUUGUGAUUCGUUAGUGGAAGACAUUGAAGAUAUUGUUUCAGCACAAGAUCCAACACCUCAUGAUCAACUGCUUGCAAGAAGGAGCAUUGUCCCACAUGUUAGAAAGAGAAAGAAGCACAAACAGGAUGAGGAGACAGAAGAUUUACAUGCUGAUAGGCACUCAGGGCCUGUCCGCGGCCUGAAGAAUGUAAAAAUAUCAGUGUGCACAUGCAGUCCGUUCCCGGCCUGCUCAUGCACAGCAAGUCCAACAUCUGUCGGGAACGAAAGUUCCUGGUCUUCAAGGUCAACAAGUGUUAUCCCUGGUACACAGAAGAUCUGGGUGAAGACCUGGGGCUGUUCACAUAACAAUUCAGAUGGAGAAUACAUGGCAGGCCAACUGGCUGUUUAUGGGUAUAAAAUUACAGAGAAUUCACUCGAAGCAGAUUUGUGGCUGUUAAAUAGUUGUACUGUGAAAAAUCCAGCUGAAGACCACUUUAGAAACUCAAUUAAGAAAGCUCAAGAACAAAAUAAAAAGGUGGUAGUUGCUGGAUGUGUUCCUCAAGCCCAACCACGGAUGGACUAUAUUAAAGGGUUGAGCAUUAUUGGGGUUCAGCAAAUAGAUCGUGUAGUUGAAGUCGUUGAAGAAACGAUUAAAGGUCACUCUGUAAGACUACUGGGUCAGAAAAAGGAUAAGGGAAAACGGUUGGGGGGUGCUCGACUAGAUUUGCCAAAGAUUAGGAAAAACCCACUGAUAGAAAUCAUUUCCAUCAACACUGGCUGCCUGAAUGCUUGCACAUACUGCAAAACCAAGCACGCAAGAGGAGACCUGGCUAGUUACUCGGUCGCAGAGCUAGUAGACAGAGCCAUCCAUUCUUUCCAAGAAGGCGUUUGUGAAAUAUGGCUGACUAGUGAAGACACAGGGGCUUAUGGAAGGGACAUUGGGACAGACCUUCCAACAUUGCUUUGGAAACUGGUGCAAGUGAUUCCUGAGGGAGCAAUGCUGAGGCUUGGUAUGACCAACCCUCCAUAUAUUUUAGAACAUCUAGAGGAAAUGGCAAAAAUCCUCCUUCACCCUAGGGUGUAUUCCUUCCUUCAUGUGCCAGUUCAGACUGGAUCUGAUACUGUUCUUAUGGACAUGAAAAGAGAGUACUGCAUAGCAGAUUUUAAACGGGUAGCAGACUUCUUGAAGGAACAGGUGCCAGGGAUUACAAUUGCCACAGACAUUAUCUGUGGCUUUCCUGGUGAGACAGAAGCGGACUUCCAAGAAACUGUGAAAUUAGUUCAGGAGUACAAAUUUCCAAGCCUGUUCAUCAAUCAGUUUUAUCCACGUCCAGGAACCCCAGCUGCCAAAAUGGAACAAGUCCCAGCCCAAAUGAAAAAGCAGAGAACCAGGGUGCUGUCCCAGCUAUUUCAGUCCUAUACCCCAUAUGAUCAUAAGAUUGGUGAGAGGCAGCAUGUUCUGAUAACAGAAGAAUCAUUUGAUGGCCAGUACUAUGUCGCCCACAACAAAUUUUAUGAGCAAGUUCUGGUGCCCAAGCAACUUGAACUUAUGGGAAAAAUGAUCGAGGUAGAUAUUUAUGAAGCAGGGAAACAUUUCAUGAAGGGAAAGCCAGCCCAAAAUGGAAAGAUCCACACUCCUUCAAUCGUCAAACCAUUACUAAAGGGUGAAGUAUCAGGGAUGACAGAGGAAAUCAAGACCCUGAAUGAGAAUGGCACAGCCCUUCCUGCACAUUACAGCAGUGAGAAGCCCUUCAGUGCAAGCCUGUUGCCUUGGAACCUGAAAGGCCCAAGAGUAAAGAUAGUGUCUGUUAGCCUGGCUGUGUUGGCAGUGAUAACAGCUGUAACUAUGGCGAUAUUCAGAUAGGUCCUUUGAUGUCAACUAAGCAACCUUCCACCUAAAAAGAGAUCUGAGAAAUAUGGUCUCAGUAUUUGCACACAAUACUGAGGACACUUGAAUGUGUGGUUGAACAUUGAAGACGAUCUUUUCAUUUUAUUUAAUUUUACCUUGUUUAAGGCAAAUUGGUAACAUUUUUACUUCUUUUACAUGUCUUCUUGCAAUACAAGAUCAUGCAGUCAUGUGUACCUUGUUUGCCAAUGAAAAGAGUAUUUUUAUUCACACUGUAAAAUCAUCUGUGUUCAUGUUUGAGAUUUUAAAUGUACAAGACUCAAUAAAAUAUCAGUGAUUUGCACAGUU